CCCCUGGACCGACAGCAUGACAUUUGAUCCCCCUGAGGGUCAUCAGGUGGACGGAGGCAGUUAAGAACUCCUCCGAGACACGAGUAUUUGGUUCCAUCUGAAGGUCUCAGCCACUUGUUCCUGUACUGGAUUUCCCUCCCUGAACAGGACAUGCCUCUUCCACCCAAAGCACCACUUGUAUGAUCUUGGAUCUUCUCAGAUUGUGGUCACGCUGGACCUCCAACUGGAUCAUGUCCACAAAACUUCGAGCUACGCUGAGGGAAAUGCGCACUGACAUCGCUAUGGCUGUCAACGACCCCUUCCCGCUUGUUUAUGGUUUGGCAGACAAAAACAUCAUCACUGAGCAACUGCUGAAGGACACUCUGGAAAAGGAGGGUCGGGAAGGAAUUCACAAGGCCAUGUACUCCCUCCUCACCUGGAUCCUAGAACAGAGCAGAUCCACCAUUCAGUCCUUCUGGAGCAGUCUGACCAAGGAUUACAACAUGGACAGCUAUCCCAAGCUGCAGACGCUGCUCACUGAUCUACAAUCUACUAUUCUGGUUCUUUUUUUGACAGGAAGAGAUGUUGCAUGUUCAAGACAUGAGAAAAAUGGGCCCAAAGCACUUCAGAGCAGAAAAAGGAACCAGGAGGACAAGAGGACAAAGUUUCAUGAUCAACAUUCACAAUACCAAGCAAAGACAAGUGAUGGGCCAGGGGGAAAAGUGAAGUUGUACAGAGUGAAGAGUGAAGCACCACCUCUGCAGCUGCCCUCUGGAAACAGUGUGCAGGCAGUGUGUUCUACAGCCCACACAGCUGUUACUGUGACCUCAUCGUCUGGCUCCGCCGAGCCGCCGCUCAGCCUUGAAGCCGGAGAGAAGAUCCACGUCAAGACUCUGUUCGGCACAGAGGGCACAGCCAGAAAGUGCAUUCAAGUUGAUGGUGAUUAUUACUCCUGCCAUCCACCAGAUGACACAGAAGAUCCAUCUGAAGCCACAGCUGCUAAAACCAGCUUUCACCACAAGAGGGAGACAGAAAUAAGCAUGGUGCAGAGUCACUACAAUGAUGAUGAAUGCACAGUGUGUAAAGACGGAGGCGAGUUGAUAUGCUGUGAUGGUUGUCCUCGAGCUUUUCAUCUGUACUGCCUUGAGCCUCCGCUCACAUCCAUACCAAGAGGCUCAUGGCAAUGUGAGCAGUGUCAUGUUAACAAGAUGAAAAAAGAGAAGGCACAACUAGGUUUACAAGUGUAUGACCAGUGCUCAGGUGGAGAGACGGUCAGUGUGAAGGAGGUGUGUGGCAUUUGCCGCCUCGAUGGACGAGACUUGACUCGCUGCCUUCAGUGUCUGGAGCAUUACCACUCACACUGCCACUUCACCAAAGGUAGAUCCAUCUGCUUGUCCUGCUCCAGGUCCUGGGGGAACUGUGCAGAUGCCGGGUCCAGAGGCCUACAGCUCACAUCAUCAGCAAUUCAAACUAAACAAAGCCAGGAGCAGAACCCGUCACUCCCUGAACCCAUCCUCCAUAAAGAUGAACUGGACGGCAUCCUGGGAGACGGUUCUAUUGAUGGCAUUUUGCAGUGGGCUUUCCACAACAUGUCGAGGCCCGUUCCCGACUCUCAAGGAUGUUACCAAUGAAAGACAGUCUUUGGUAGAACACUUUGAAUUAAACUGUACAACCCAUGGACAAUCCCAAU
Thalassophryne amazonica is the source of this 1669-nucleotide messenger RNA. It is a transcript of the gene aire, whose product is annotated as autoimmune regulator. Bases 180 to 1610 code for a protein of 476 amino acids. The record is from RefSeq and is a predicted model, not a curated record. Gene Ontology annotation, molecular function: translation regulator activity; DNA binding; DNA-binding transcription factor activity, RNA polymerase II-specific. Lineage: Eukaryota; Metazoa; Chordata; Actinopteri; Batrachoidiformes; Batrachoididae. Gene Ontology annotation, biological process: humoral immune response; regulation of transcription by RNA polymerase II. Gene Ontology annotation, cellular component: nucleus; cytoplasm. The transcript has 12 exons.